Messenger RNA from Equus caballus (horse), 3235 nucleotides. It is a transcript of the gene SLC29A3, whose product is annotated as solute carrier family 29 member 3. Gene Ontology annotation, cellular component: plasma membrane; Golgi apparatus. NCBI's taxonomy places the organism in Eukaryota, Metazoa, Chordata, Mammalia, Perissodactyla, Equidae. Gene Ontology annotation, molecular function: nucleoside transmembrane transporter activity. The record is from RefSeq and is a predicted model, not a curated record. Gene Ontology annotation, biological process: nucleoside transmembrane transport.
CCCGGGCCCAGGCGGGGCGGUCGGCGGAGCUUGGCCUGCGGCCUCGCGGAGCCCCGAGUCGCAGUGGCCCUGGCGGCCCGGGAGGCGGCGGUGGCGGCGGAGUGGUGGCGACAUGGCCGUGUCAUCGGAGGAUGACUUUCAUUACAGUUCAAACUCCACCUACAGAACCGCGAGCAGCUCUCUCCGAGCUGACCAGGAAGCGCUGCUGGAGAAGCUGCUGGACCACCCGUCACCCGGCCUGCAGAGGCCCAAGGACCGCUUCAGUGGUACCUACAUCAUCUUCUUCAGCUUGGGCAUUGGCGGCCUGCUGCCAUGGAAUUUCUUUGUCACUGCCAAGGAGUACUGGAUAUUCAAACUCCACAACUGCUCCAUCCCGGCCACGAGGGAGAAACCUGAGGACUCGGACAUCCUGAACUACUUUGAGAGCUACCUUGCCGUCGCCUCCACUGUGCCGUCCGUGCUGUGCCUCAUGGCGAACUUCCUGCUUGUCAACAGGGUUCCGAUUCAUGUCCGUGUGCUGGCCUCGCUGGUUGUCAUGCUGGCCAUCUUUGUGGUGAUGACCGUGCUGGUGAAGGUGGAUACCUCCUCCUGGACCCAUGGCUUCUUUGCUGUCAUCAUCAUCUGCAUGGUGAUCCUCAGUGGCGCCUCCACCAUCUUCAAUAGCAGUGUCUUGGGCAUGACCGGCUCCUUCCCUAUGAGGAAUUCCCAGGCCCUGAUAUCAGGGGGAGGCAUGGGGGGCACCAUCAGUGCCGUGGCCUCGCUGGUGGACCUGGCGGCGUCCAGCGAUGUGACGGACAGCGCCCUGGCCUUCUUCCUGACUGCAGACGUCUUCCUCAGCCUCUGCAUCGGCCUCUACCUGCUGCUGCCCCGGCUGGAGUACGCCAGGUACUACAUGAAGCCUGUUUGGCCGGCCCACGUCUUUUCUGAUGAAGAGCAGCCACCCCAGGACUGCCCCAAUGCCCCUUUGGUGGCCCCCAGAUCCAGUGACUCCCCAACGCCACCACUCCGCCCCAUCCUGAAGAAGACAGCCAGCCUGGGCUUCUGCGUCAUCUAUCUCUUCUUCAUCACCAGCCUCGUCUUCCCUGCCAUCUCCGCCAACAUCGAGUCCCUCAACAAGGGCUCCGGCUCGCUCUGGACCACCAAGUUCUUCGUGCCCCUCACCACCUUCCUCCUGUACAACUUUGCUGAUCUGUGUGGCCGGCAGAUCACAGCCUGGAUCCAGGUGCCCGGGCCCAGAAGUCAGGUGCUCCCCGGGCUUGCGCUCCUCCGGACCUGCCUCGUCCCCCUCCUCGUGCUCUGCAACUACCAGCCCCGCGUCCACCUGCAGACGGUGGUCUUCCAGUCCGACAUCUACCCGGUGGUCUUCACCUCCCUGCUGGGGCUCAGCAACGGCUACCUCAGCACCCUGCCUCUCAUCUACGGGCCCAAGAUCGUGCCCAGGGAGCUGGCUGAGGCCACGGGGGUGGUCAUGUCCUUUUACCUGUACUUGGGCUUGGUGCUUGGCUCGGCCUUCUCCACCCUGCUCGUGCACCUCAUCUAGGGGGCCGAUGGCAAGAACGUCGAAGCCUGCAGGAUGCUCAGUGAGAUGGGGAGGACCUGCCGGGAGGGUUCAGGCGGCAUGCAGGAAGGGCUGGAGGUGGGCUCAGCGCAGAGAGCACCGCACACUCAGGCCCCAUCUUUCCCAAGGAGCUGGUGACCUGUGCUGUCCCCGUGCCAGACAGAGACAUUCCAGACUCUUUAACAGAAUGCUCCUGAGAUGUUUGAAGAAGACCAAAAGACAUCUUAAGACACAGUUAGACAGUUACGCGGUGGGCUAUCGCUUUCCUGGCUGGUGGUUACGUGCUGCCUUUCCUUCCAGCUUCUUGGGAACUGUGUUGCCAGCAUUCACCUGAGUUGUUACAGGCCAGUGCCACAGCCCACUGCAGGCGGCCUCCCUUCUCACAGCCUUGCUCCUUCCAGCUUACAGCAAGGUGUGAGAAUUCUCAGCCCUCCCUGCCAGAGGGGGUCCCCCUGGAAUGGAAGUCCUCCUGGGAUGGCCAGUCCUCAGGCCUGAGACCCAAGCCUGCACAGAUCCCUGCUUUCUGUGGGUGAGAGAGCACCCACCAACCAGACUGGGAACCCCAGAAAGACAAACUUUCCAGGAACCUUCAUUCCAGAGGGCCUCCCUGUACCAGGGACCAAGCAUGUGAGGCCUGCGUUUUCAGACAGGGGUCAUUAAAGUGGUCUGUGGCCUGAGUCAAGGUGGGGUCUUUUAAGUCCUUGUUUACAACGUGUCAAGGCCAUUGAUUCAAGGGCAUAACAAAUACCUGGGUAUUUAAUGAAAGCCUUACUGGGGCCUUAUUCCUCAAGGUCCUGGCAGGAACCAGCAUACUCAAAUUGGGUAAUUUGAGGCUAUGUGAAGAGUGGAUGUAGGAACCCUAAGGGGUCGGGCAUCGUAUCCCAGAACUAGUAAUGUGACACCAUUCCACCUCAAGCCUGAAGGGCGAGGGGAGGGCCUGCCGGCCUGCUGUGUCCCGCUCCGACCUCCUCCCAGUCCCGGUGGACCGAACCGCGGCCCAGGAGCAGGUGGAGAGGAUGGAGAGCGGGGCAGGGCAGGAGAUGUCCAGAGUGGGGCCAGCAGCCCCUUCACUGUCCUGGCUCAUUUGUCACUAACCCCAGCAGAGCUCUGAAGCUUUGGGCAGCAGAGUUAGGUGCUGCUUUGUCCUGGGUUAUUUUGGGUAGUUGUAUAUGUUGAAGCUGUUAUUUCAAAAGGAGCCCCUCAGGUUCUGUGGCCCCACAUAGUCAUGAUCACUUGACGUGAAUAGUAAGAGAUUUUUUCAGAGUCCUUGAAGGCUUCCACCAGUCUGCACCGUGCGGGAGCGGGCUGGCUUAGGAAUCAGAGAGAGAAAGGAACUAGAUCAGACCAAGAGUUCUUUCUCAAGAGUCGAGCAGAAGGACCAGAGCUUGCCCCCGCGAUGCAGCAAACACGAGAGCUAGAAAUCGGCGCGCCCUCCUCUGAGGUGCGCGGGCUCCACAGCAGCCUGCACACAGCUGAUACACGGAGGCCGUCAGUAAUCCACCCAGUGGCGGCAGCUUAUGCUCCCCACUGACUCAGACUGGUACACAUCCCUCCAGAGAACUGAGGACAACACCCUUGAAAGGUUUCUUGAAACUUGAUACCUAAAAAAUAAAUUAAAAAAAAUUUUUUUAAAUAAAUUCUUCCCUCUCGCCUCCCCUUGGAGGAACCUGAAACCUC